Molecule: messenger RNA, 2580 nt
Organism: Saccharomyces cerevisiae S288C
Lineage: Eukaryota; Fungi; Ascomycota; Saccharomycetes; Saccharomycetales; Saccharomycetaceae
Gene: SYF1
Product: mRNA splicing protein SYF1
Exons: 1
Coding region: 1-2580 (859 amino acids)
Biological process (GO): RNA processing; mRNA splicing, via spliceosome
Cellular component (GO): nucleus
Source: RefSeq, marked reviewed
AUGUCAGCAUACAUCGCAAUGAAAGGAGUAAUAACAAACGUCGAUGAGAACAUAAGAAAUGAUGAAGAUGUGGCUUUUGAGUACGAAAUACAAAAGACACCGCAGAACAUACUUACAUGGAAAAGAUAUAUCGAGUAUUGGAAAGAGGAGGGAAGAACUGACAAACAGAUUAGGUGGCUAUAUGAAAGAUUUUGUUCACAAUUUGUAACAGAUACAAGUAUAUGGGAAGAUUAUAUACGCUGGGAAUCAACAAAGGAAGUAGUCGAAACUUCACGUAUUUUCUGGCUUUUUCAAAGGUGCCUGAAAAGCUGUGUACGAGAUUGUGACAGGAUAUGUUUGUCUUAUUUAGAAUUGGCAAUUGAACAAUAUGACUUGGCAAUGAUAAGGCAUGCCUUAGCUUCAUCUUUAAUGAAAAUGGAGAGAGAAAUGCAUCGGAAAGUUUGGGAUCCUGUCAUAAAAUUUGUGGAAGAAAAAGUUUUACCAUUAACGCAACUGGAUUCAACUCAAGAAGAUGAAGAAGAAAGUACUGAUGAAGCUGAAUUGAUAAAUGUACUUUUAGUGAAGGGUUUCACGAAGGGAGGUUUUAUUAGCGAGGAAAUUAGUGAAAACGGAAGUAGAGGUGAUAUUUGGUCGUCACAUAUUUUAGAAAGAUACUUAAAAGUGGCUCCUCAGCAAAAACGAAAUGAAUCGCUGGCAACUCUUGCAUUAACUAGAGACAAUAUUACCAUCAAAUCAGUAUAUGAAAAGUAUUUGCCACAAGAUGAAAAUAGUGGGAAGUAUCUACCUAGUUCAGAACUGCCUUUUGAAUUAAAUUUCAAUUAUUUGGCCAGCCUAGAAAAACUAGGUUUAGAUAAUCAAUAUGAGGAGUUCAUGAGGCAAAUGAAUGGCAUAUAUCCCGACAAAUGGCUUUUUUUGAUCCUAUCACUUGCCAAAUAUUAUAUCUCUCGCGGGAGGCUUGACAGUUGUGGUGAUUUAUUGAAGAAAAGUUUACAGCAAACACUUAGGUACAGUGAUUUUGAUCGCAUCUAUAAUUUCUAUUUGCUAUUUGAGCAAGAGUGCUCCCAAUUUAUUCUGGGAAAGCUAAAGGAAAAUGACAGCAAAUUCUUUAAUCAAAAAGAUUGGACUGAAAAGUUACAAGCUCAUAUGGCGACAUUUGAAUCUUUAAUCAACUUAUAUGAUAUCUAUUUGAACGAUGUCGCACUAAGGCAAGAUUCCAACUUGGUGGAAACGUGGAUGAAAAGAGUGUCCUUGCAGAAGUCAGCAGCGGAAAAGUGUAAUGUGUAUUCAGAAGCUAUACUGAAAAUUGAUCCCCGAAAAGUUGGUACGCCUGGCUCUUUCGGUAGGCUUUGGUGUUCGUAUGGGGAUUUGUAUUGGAGAUCAAACGCAAUUAGUACAGCUAGAGAAUUGUGGACACAAUCUCUGAAGGUACCGUAUCCUUAUAUAGAAGAUCUGGAAGAAAUUUACCUAAACUGGGCUGAUAGAGAAUUAGAUAAAGAAGGGGUGGAAAGAGCUUUUUCUAUCCUUGAAGAUGCAUUACAUGUGCCAACAAAUCCAGAAAUUCUCCUCGAAAAAUAUAAGAAUGGACACAGAAAAAUACCUGCUCAAACUGUUCUAUUCAACUCAUUACGUAUUUGGUCCAAAUACAUUGAUUAUCUAGAGGCUUACUGCCCAAAGGAUGCAAAUUCCUCCGAUAAAAUAUUCAAUAAGACAAAAAUGGCAUACAAUACUGUUAUUGAUUUGAGAUUGAUCACUCCAGCAAUGGCAGAAAAUUUUGCAUUGUUCUUACAAAAUCAUUACGAAGUCAUGGAAAGUUUUCAGGUGUAUGAGAAAACAAUCCCUCUGUUUCCCCCCGAAAUCCAAUACGAAUUAUGGAUUGAGUAUCUAGAAGUAGCGACAUCACAUCAAUUGUCAUCACUGAGUCCUGAACAUAUUAGAUUUUUGUUUGAGAAAGCACUUAAGAAUCUAUGUUCAAAUGGUAUAGACUGUAAAACAAUUUUUAUCGCUUAUAGCGUAUUUGAAGAAAGGAUAAGUGGUCUGAUUAGCAAGAGUAUUGAGAUAUUACGUAGAGGUGCUGUAAUAGGUACUGUUAGUGUGAGCACGCACCUCGAAAGUAGACUGCAACUGUGGAGAAUGUGUAUUUCCAAGGCCGAGUCUACUUUGGGACCAUCAGUAACCAGAGAGUUGUACCAAGAAUGCAUUCAAAUUUUACCAAACUCUAAAGCUGUUGAGUUUGUGAUUAAAUUUUCAGAUUUCGAGAGCUCUAUAGGAGAAACUAUUCGAGCACGUGAAAUCCUUGCCUAUGGUGCAAAGCUUCUUCCUCCAUCCAGAAAUACUGAAUUAUGGGAUAGCUUUGAAAUUUUUGAGUUAAAACAUGGGGAUAAGGAAACUUACAAAGACAUGUUGAAGAUGAAGAAGGUGUUGGAAUCCAACAUGCUCAUUGAUUCAGCUAGCGUUAGCCAUGAGGAAGGUAACAUUAACUUCGUGGCGGCAGCAACCUCGCAUGCUCCCAACUCGCAUACUCUUACCCAAUCAACCUCUUCAUAUUCGAUUAAUCCAGAUGAAAUAGAACUAGAUAUUUGA